This is a messenger RNA of Lachancea dasiensis, 657 nucleotides long. NCBI's taxonomy places the organism in Eukaryota, Fungi, Ascomycota, Saccharomycetes, Saccharomycetales, Saccharomycetaceae. The record is from the annotation of a GenBank genome assembly.
AUGGGAGGAAUUUUGAAGAAUCCACUACCGGACCAUAAUGGUCGCUCAGAAGAGUCCGAGUCUAUUUCGGAAUUUAGAAAGCAAGUUUUCAAAAACACUCAACUCAACGCACAACUCAGUUCCAAUAGCCAUAGCGAAGAUGGCCAUCCGGUGCUUUCGCCGAGAAAACAUUCGAUUCCGAAGGAUACGUUGAGUUUGAAGCAUGAGCAGGACACGCUUUCCAAGGCCGAGGAACAGGAAAGAUUGAAGUGGAACCAGCAAAACCUUGAUGACAAUGACUUGGCAAAGCUGCAAUAUCAGGACAUUAGCAUCGACGAGCCAAAGACGCCGUACCAAGGGGCCGUUGACCCCACGGGCGAGUACUACCGAGAGGACGACGAUGAAGAGCUGGGAAGCUUAUCUCUUGGAGACCCCGUCGUCAAACUGAACAAGGAUCAGAAUCAGGCUGGGCUGGAGCAAGGCCAGAGUCAAGGUGAACAGCAAGAGCAGCAGUGGCACUCGGACUCACCCGACGAGGAGCUAGACACAGAACCUGAAUCCCAGGAGGAUCGCCACAAGAGAUUUGAAGCACUCCGGAAGCAGCAUUACAACGUUAAACAAGCGCUUGAUGCUCAAAAAGAUGCUUCUUUACAUGACGAAGAAGACGAAGAUAAUUAA